UAAAUAAAAUUUUGCCGCGUAACGAAAUAUUGAAAUUUAUUAUAUACACACAUUACGUGUAUGAAAAAUGAAAUUUAAUAUAUUUAUUUUAUUAAAUUUAUAAAAAAUAAUUGAAAAUAAUAAAUUUCGACAAAAAAAAAACGUAAAAUAACUUUGAAAAACAACAAAAUUGAAAUAUUUGAAAAAAAAAAAAAAGAAAAUCAUUGACACCCGAGCGAUCAAAAUAUGAAGAAUUUGUGUGUUUUAAUUUAGUUUAUUAAGAAAUUGAAAUUAUUAAUAGUAUUAUAUAUAAAAAAAAAUUAUAAAAUAAAAUUUAUAAUUAAAAAAAAGAGAAAGAAGAAUUUCAUAUAUUAAUAAUAAUAAUUAAUAUAUAUAUAUACAUAUGUAUAUUUUCUACUAAAAAAUUUAUUAUAUAAAUGUUUAGUACUAAGUUAUAAAUAAAAUAAUUGAGAAUUUAACAAAAAAAUAAAUAAAUAAAUAAAAAAAUUCAAAGUGGUAGAGUAACGAAAAUUAUAAAAAUUUAAAUAUUUUUAAUUUCUCGAAAAAAAAGAAAGUUUAUAUUAUUAUAAUAUAAAAUAAUACACGCACACACACACAAAAACACGUAUAUAUGCAAUAUAUUUUUAUAUACGCCGUAAACAUCCAUGUAAAAUACGAUCAUAACAGUAAAAUAUAAAAUAAUAAUAAAACAAAGUAAAUUUUAAUUAAAAAUUAAUUACAAAACUGUUAUAUUUUUUUUUUUAAAUUUUAAAAGAGCCGCAGAAAAUUUUUUUUAUAAAAAUUUUUAAUUCUUGUAAACAUUUUACAGAAGAUUUUCACAAGAUUCCCACAAAUACACUCAAAAUAAAAAAAAAAACCAAUACAAAUGGAAAAAUCGAUUUAUUUAGCAAUAAACAAAUUACAAUGAAUAUUAAUUUCAAAUUGAAAUUUAAUAAAAUAAAAAAUCGAAAUAAAAAUAAUAAAAGUUCACCUUAACCUAAAAUGUAUUAUGAAAAAUCCUAUAAUAACAAAAUUUAAAUUUUAAAAUAUUUAUACAUUUAAGAAAUUCGAAAUAGAAACGCAAAAACAAAAUAAUUGUAUUAAAAUAAAACAAAGGUGAAUAAAAAAAUCGAAUUAGAAAAAAAUUAAGAAAUUAAAGAAUAAAUUACAAAAAUCGAGAAUAUUUUAUAUCUUUAUAGUGGAAAAUGUUUAAUAAAAUUUUCCGUCGCGGUAAAACAACAAAAGAUGAUGUUCCUCCAUUACCAAGUUACAAAAAUUCACUUAAAUCAACACCAGAUUAUGAAUAUGGAUCAAAAAAUUACAAUCUAAACAACAGACCAUCUUAUUCAACACAAUCAAAUACCUCGCUUCCAAACAAAUACACUCCAAUUAAUGAUGUGCCUCCUCCAUGGUCAAAUUAUGAUACAACAAAAUAUGAUAGUACACCUAUAAAUAGAACACAAAAUGUUUAUACAGCGCCACCACAACGUAAUUUACCAUAUAAUCAACCACCAAAUAAUAAUAAUAAUAUACCAGCUGGUAGGGAACAUGAUAAGCCAUUUCAGCAAUUUUCUGUUGGAAGUCCAAAUCAAACUCAAUAUAUUCCACCACCAUAUAAAACAAAUAAUCUAACAUAUUCCAAUCGAAACGAUAAACCUGACUCAAGGUAUGAUACAACGUCUGGAGAUCGAAGUCCAUAUAUAACAUUAGGUUCUACAUAUUCUCAAGGGCGUCCUCCUCCAUAUGAACCUUUUAAACGAGAUGGAUCAACUAGUCGUGCUCCUAAUUCGCAACCAGGAACACCUACAGCAGGAAGAAGAGAAUUAUAUGAUGCGUAUCGAUCAACACCAAGCAGAACAUUUGAAUCACCGCAAAGAGAUCCAAUUGGAAAUAGAUCCGCCUUUCCACCAUCAAAUAGUAACCGAUUUGGGGCAAGAGUAUAUGAAUCACCCGCUAGAGAACAUACUAUUAACAAAAAUAGCAUUGGACCUUAUAGCUACAAUGCACCAAGUUAUGCUUCUGAUAUGCCUCAUCGAAAUGUCACAUCACCAUACAAUGAAUAUUCAAAUCCACAUAAUCAAGAAUCUUCACGUCUUAAGAACAAUAGAAAUGCAUUUGGCCCAAAUUAUAAUAAUUCAGUGACGACUAACUAUAAUGAUAACAAUACACCAACCUAUAAACCGACUUUCAAUGCAAAUAACAUCAGUAAUCCAUCCCAAGCACCACCUUCUCCAGAACCUGGAAAAUAUGUUCCUUAUGCCGUAAGAAAAGCACUAAAAGAGCAACAACAGCAACUAAAGGAACAACAAGCAAAAGAAGAUUCAAAAGUUGGAUAUUACAACUCCAAUUCAAAUAACUCCAGUAAUCCGGUGAAAUCUAAGUCUCCUACAUCAAAAUAUACAUUUAAUCCAUAUAAAACUUCAUAUGAAUCAUCCGAUCCCUCAAACAAAAUUAAUUCACCAUACAGUAGUUCAGAGAAACCACCAUAUAAUGAACAAAUCGGUCCAAAAAUUGUACCAAGAAAUUUUGAGACACCUGGCUCUCGAUUAGUAUCCCCACCAACACCAAAUUACGGUAACAGAUUUUUUGAACAAAAAUCUUAUAAUGAACCACCCGAACUACCUCCAAAAAAUAUUAUUCUAAAAAAUAAAACAACAGAUUUCAAUAGAAAUUUGCCUUUGAAUACUCAAACAUCGCAAAUUUAUCCUACUUCACCAAAUUACGGAUAUUAUAAUGCUGAUCAAAACGAAAACAAAUCCCCAUACAUAAACUUAACAAAUCAAACACCUUAUUCUCCCUCCUUUCAAACACCAACCCCUUCCCAACAUGAAUAUAUAAAUUUAUCUGCAACCCCAAAACCAUUUUCCAAUUCCCAACAAAAUUCAAAUGUACCAAUCAAAAAUUCAAAUUACGAAUUCAACAACAACAUAAAUUCUAAUGCGGAUCGUUUUAACAACAAACAAUUAAAUAGUCCAACACAAAAUAUAAAUACUACUAAUUUGUUCAAUACUAUAAAUAACACAGCUCCUGAUGCAUACAGCAACACUACAUCACCUCAUUAUAACGAUACAUUUACAAACUAUAAAACAACAUUUACACCACUUUCUAAUGAAAAUAAACAUGCUGACAAUACAAUAUCAAACAGAAAUGUUUAUGAGCCACAAAAAAAUCUGUAUGAUACACAUAAAAGUUAUGUGCAGAUGCCACAAUAUAAUUAUGGGUCAGGAGAGCAUGCUACAACUACAAUACCAACUAAUACAAAUGCAUUUGAUGAUUGGCUGCCAAAAAAUGCUUCUAAUUCAAAUGAAAAUUCAUCGCAUAGUAGUACUCGAAACGAAAGUGAACUGUGGAAACGUCGUGAAAAAGAUAAUGCUGGUGCUGAUGAAUUUUCAUCAACAGCAUUUGGAACGGUGCCAUCUAAUUUAAAUGCAAACGAUUAUUUUAAUGAUAAAAAGAAUUUAGAACACCGUGGUCUAAAUAAUGAUCUCUCAUUAAAAGCGGACAGUAAUUUCGAUCGAUACUCAACACCGAAGCAAUCACAAACACAAGAACAACAGGAAAAACCAAUUUUUAAUUAUAAAUUAAAACAACAAAUACCUUCAUCGCAACAAAUAUCUUCAACACCUUACUCAAUUGCAUCACCUUUACUUGAUGCCGCAACAAUAUCAGUUGCUACAGUGAAAUCUCCAGUUCAACCUGUAAAUGAUAAAGGAGACGAUGAAAGUGAAAAUGAGCAUGUAUCAUCAUCAGAAAAGAUUAAUGAAGCUACCUCUGAGGACAGAUCUUCAAAGUCUCCUAAAAAAUCUGUAAGGUUUUUUAAUAAUCCAAUUGAUAAAAGUCGCGAUUUUAUAAGUGAUAUAAUGGCUAAAGGGCGAAAUCGUGGUCAUCACAACAAACAUCGUAAUAACAACAAUAAUAACAAUAAUAAAAAAUCAAAGGAUACCAAAAGCGAUGUAACAAAAUCGCCGUUAAUUGUAUCAAGUAAUGCAACUACUGAUUUACAAGAUCUAGAAAGUUUAAAUUCAAAAAAUGAAAGUGAAAUUUUAAAUAAUUUAAAAAAUAUAAGUGAUUUAAGUGGUAACAAAAACGUUAAAAAUGAAAAUAGUGUAGAAUCUAACACAAAUAAUAACACUGAAGAUGAUAAAAUCGGUUAUCAAAUAACAAAAUCUAAAAAUAGCCGGGACAUUGUACAAAAAUUACAAAAUUCCCGUGCAAAAUUAGCAUCUCCUGAAGACGAUGAAAGUGAUAAUAUUUUUGGCAAAAAUGAAAGAAAUUCCGCUGACAACCACAAAAAUAAAUGCGAUGAUACAGACAAUACAGAUACAGAAACAUUAGAUGAAGCUUUCGAAGAUGAUGACGACACAAUAAAAAUUUCGAAUAUUGCAAAGAAAAUCGAAAGCACAGAAAGCUUACAAAAUAAAACGUCACAAAAUGACAUUAAAAAUUCAAAAAGCGCGUGCGAAAAUAAUAUCAACAACACUGAAAGCUCAUCGGAGAAAAAAAUUUCAUCUCAAAAUAUUCAACAACAACCACUACAAACAAACCCUGAACGAAAUUCAAAUUUAUCGUCAGUAAAUGAAAAUAAUUCAAAUUAUACUAACAGAUCAUCCGCGCGCGUCGGUAAUUCACAACCAUCAGUGUCAACAACAAGAAACACAUCAAAAACAGAUUCUUACGAAAACCUUAAGAAAAAUUCAAAUAAAAAUAAUAAUAAGAAAAAUAAAAAUGAUGAACAAAUUGAGAAGAUAGAAAAACUUUCAGAAUUAGCUGAAUGUGAUCGUGAUAAUUUUAUAAAGACUCAAACUACAAGUAUGGGUCAAACACAAGCUAAGGCAUCUACAUCAACGGCGAAACCAGAAUCGCCACGCCUUGGAAGAUCAAGAUCAUCAUCACCACCAAAUAGAACAAGCAAUAAGCCAAUACAAUUAAAUAGUAGCGAUUAUGCAGAAAUUUAUAAAUGUUCGUCACAACGUGAACGUGAACCAGUCAUUGAAGAGCCAUUAUCACCAACAACUCCAUUAUCACCAACAGAAUCUUGUGAUCAAUUUUAUGAUUUAACAAAUGAUACAUCAAAUAUAACUAAUCCAACAACACCUUUACCCAAAGUUACUGUUGCAGAUUAUAGUGAAGAAUCACAUAACUCUAAUAUUGAACCAGAUGUAUUUUAUGAUUUUGAAACAAUCAAUACAAAUUAUAAUGGCGAUAAAAAUUUAUCAAAAUCUCCACCAAAAUAUCCUCCACCACCACUAUCACCAUCCGCCCAAUUUAAAUCGCGAUCAACUUCUCCCAUUGAUAUUGUUACAUUAGAAGAUAUUGAAGAGGAAGAAGAUGAAGAUGAUUGGCAUUUUGUAAGUGAUAAUAAAAAUGAUAGCAAUAAUAAUGAAAAUACCAGCAGCAAUGAUAAGUCAAUAGAUUCUAAGCAACAACAAAAUCAACAGCAGCAAAAUUCCACUUCACCUAAAACACAAAAUAAUUAUCUUAACUCACCAACAUUUGGUCGUAAAAUGGAUACUUUAACAAUAUCAGCACAACAGAAACCACCAUCACCAAUUUUAUCAAGAAAAUCACCAUUACGUCAUAAAUCACCAUUUGAUUAUGAUGAUCAUACAGAUGGUUUAAAUACACCUGAUUCAGGUAUAGGUGGUGCAACAACACCAAUUUCGGUAACAAUUACAGCAAAUUCUUCAAUUAAUUCAUCUAAUAAAGUUCUUGUAAUAAAUAGCUGUGAUUUAGUAAAUGAUACCGAUGAUAUUGAAUUAUUACAAUCACAUCAAAAACAAUCUACUAGCAGUAGUAAUUAUUUUAAUAUUCAUAAUGAAAUUAAUAGUAAUAAUAUUCAUAAUAACGGUAACAUAAUUAAUUUCUGUGAAACUAAUAAUUACAUUGAACAUAAUACAACAUCUAUAGUUAUCGAUAGUAUAAGUUUACCAGAUGUUGUUAUUGAAUCAAAACCAAAAGAAACAGAUACUCAAAAUCAAUUAACUGUUAAUAAUAAUAAUCAAAAUGGUGAUUAUAUUUUAAAUGUUAGUAAAAGUAAAAGUGAAGGUAAUGUUCAUUUUAUACCAAUUCAUGUUGAAGGACGUGAAAAACCAAAAAUUGAAAUUGUUGAAGAAACAACUGAAUUUUCGAGUUCAAUCGAUAAUAAUAAUAAUAAUAUAAAUAAUAUUAAUGAUAGUAAUAAUAUAAUAAAUAACGGUUUUAUUGAAGAUAUUAGUAAUCAGAAUAAUAGUAUUAAUAAUAGUGAUAAUUUUAAUAAUAAUAAUAAUGUUGACAUAAUAUCAGAUAUAAAUGUAAUUAAAGCUGAAGAAACUGCAUCUGAAAUUGAAGAAGAAACCAAUGAAAAUCUUAAUGGAAUUGGAAAAUCAAUUCAUUCUAAGGAUAAUGAAGAAGAUUAUAAGAAAUUAGAAAAGGAUUUACAACGACAAUUAAAGAAAGUAAAUGAGGAAAAACAAAAGAAAGAGGAAGAAUUAAAGCGUGAAUUGGUUAGCCAAGAAGCACGUUUCAAUGCUCAAUUACAGGAAGCACAAAAAAAUGCCUCUAGCGCACAAGAACGAGCACAUGAGCUACAAAUGAAAAUCGAUCAAUUAGAACAAGAUAUUUCAUUAAAGUCGUGGCAUAUUGAACGACUGAACGGGGAAAUUCAGGCUAUUCAACAAGAACAUUCUUCUGUAAGAAAACGUCUACAAACAAUUGAAGAUGAAAAAGAACGCUUACGACAGAAGCAUCUUGAUGAAGAAGAUGAAUUUAAUAUUAAAUAUGAAAAUCUUGAGGACAAGUACAAAGAACUCGAAGAAAAAUAUAAUAAACUUCGUCAAUUGGCUUCAACAUUACAAACACAAUUGGCAACAGCAAAAGGUGAAGUUGAUGAUUUACGAACCGAAAAAGAUCAAUUAUGUGAAGAAAAAGAUGCUCAAUUGAAAAAUUUACAAGAACUUUUAGAUAAAGCAAUUGAAGAACGUAAAGAAUUGGAAAUUAAAUGGCAAAAAGAAUUUGAAUUAUUAAGAAAUCAUAAUCAAGAACAUGAAGAACAAUUACUAACGGAUUGUGAAUAUCAAUUAAGAUCAAUGCAAAAGAAAUGUAAAGAAAAAAUUGAAGCUGCCGAAAAAGCAAAACAAGAAGCAUUAGAGCGUAAUGCAGAAUUAGAAGAAAAAGUUGCUGAAGGUGAAGGUUAUAAUGAAAGACUGAAAAAUUUACAAGCUGAAGUAAGACAAUUACGUGGUCUUACAAAUGAACAACGUGAAUCAAUAACAUAUAUGCAUGCACAAAUUGAAGAAUUAAAGAAUGACUUAGAAGCUGCCAAUAUUGACUUAGAAAGUAAAAUUGAAGAAGUUAGAAAAAUUAAAUUAUUCUGCGAUAAUACACUCCUGUUCAAAGAUAGAGAAAUGAUCCAAAAAAUAGAUGAAGCUACAAGAGAAGUAGCAACAAUUUGGGAGGACAAAUUAUUAACAGAGAUGACAAGACUGACUAAUGAAUUAGAAGCAGUUCAUUCAGAAGAACGGCUUUCUGAUAUGAAUAAAUUACAAGCUGAACAUAUAGAAGAAUUAAAAGUUUUAACAAAUAGAUAUACAAGUAAUGAAGAAGAGCUUAGAAAACAGCUUGAAGAAGUCUCAGAAAAAUUACAAGAAAAAACUGAGAAAUAUUUAGAACUUCGUGAUAAAACAGAUGAAGAAAUUCUAAAAACUCGAAUACAUUUAGAUAAGGCUGAUAGAGAAUAUCAACAAGCUAUGAAUAGAGAAUUAGAUAAAAAAUUGGAAUUAGAAGAAAACUUACGAAAAGAAUUCGAAGAGGAAAAAGCUGAAAUGGAAGCAGAUUUUCAAAGGCGUAUUAAUGAAAUCAAACAAAAUUUUAAAAAAGAAAUGGCUAAUCAAACACAAGAGAUAGCAGAAAGGCAUCGUUUACAACUUGAACAACAAUGGGAUCAAUUGGCUGCUGAAAAAGAAGAUGCAUUACAAACAUUAGAAAAACGACAUAAAAUCAAAUUAGAAGAUCAAGAAAAUCGAUUACGAGAACUGCUAGAUGAUCAUAGAAAUUUGGAGACUCAGCAUAGAAGGGAUCUCAAAGAUUUAAAAGAAGCCUAUGAUUUAGAUCGUUCAGCAUUACAAAAUCGUGAUAUUCAUAAUUCACAAGAAAUCGAGCAAUUACAUAGAAAAUGCAGAUGUUUAACAAAUUUAUUCGAGGAAAUGCGUUUACGAUAUGAACGUCGUGAACCACGUCCCGAAGAUUUACGUGAAAUUGAUGAAUUAAGAGCUCGUUGCGAUUCACAGGAACGUGAUUUAUGUGAAUUAACUGAACGUUUACGUGAAAUGCAAAUGCAAAUGGAAGAAAUGCAAGCAAUUAAUGAUGAACAACAACAUCGUCAUAGCAGUGGAAAUCGUAAAAAACAACCAAUACGUAAACCACCACCAAAACAGAUUCCCAUUAGUUGUGAUGUUAUUUAUGAAGAAGAAAAUGAAGAAACGGAAUCUUUAGGAGAUGAAAAUAAAAAUGGUGAAUAUAAUAAUGAUACUUUAAAAAUAAUCAAUAAAGAAAAUAAAAAUGAUAAUAUUGAAGAAGAAGAGGAAGAGGACGAUGAAGAUGAAGAAGAGGAGGAUUAAAAUUGAAUAAAUAAUUUUAAAUAAUUUAUUUUAAUUAAUAUUUAUAUAAAAAGAAUAAAUAAUUUUAGAUGGAAUUAAUAAAAAAUUAUAAUUGAAAAUCGACUGAUUAACCAAAAACGACAGAAUUUAUGAUCGAAAUACAUAUACAGAAUUAAUAAUUUAAUAUUAUGAAUGAAAAAUAAUAUAAACAAUAAUUUCUGAAAUAAUUUUUAGAAAAAAAAAAAUAUUUAAAGAUAAUGUUUAGCUUUUUGUUUAUUCUGUUUUUGGCUAAAAAAAAAAAAAACUUUUUUUUUUAUUUAUUGUUUUUUUUUUUUUUUUAUAAUAUUAAUUUGUUUAUUAAAUAUUAUAAUGUUGUAAAUAUUUAUUUUGUGAAAAAUUAAAUAACGUAAUAAAAUAAUUAAACUAAAA
This is a messenger RNA of Condylostylus longicornis, 8981 nucleotides long. RefSeq lists its product as uncharacterized. The record is from RefSeq and is a predicted model, not a curated record. The transcript is spliced from 14 exons. NCBI's taxonomy places the organism in Eukaryota, Metazoa, Arthropoda, Insecta, Diptera, Dolichopodidae. The coding region runs from base 1185 to 8573 and encodes 2462 amino acids.